This is a messenger RNA of Chinchilla lanigera (long-tailed chinchilla), 1131 nucleotides long. It is a transcript of the gene Ch25h, whose product is annotated as cholesterol 25-hydroxylase. NCBI's taxonomy places the organism in Eukaryota, Metazoa, Chordata, Mammalia, Rodentia, Chinchillidae. The record is from RefSeq and is a predicted model, not a curated record. Gene Ontology annotation, biological process: sterol biosynthetic process; cholesterol metabolic process. Bases 32 to 916 code for a protein of 294 amino acids. The transcript has a single exon. Gene Ontology annotation, molecular function: steroid hydroxylase activity; iron ion binding; C-4 methylsterol oxidase activity.
GGACUGUAGCAGUUGCCGUCCUCACUUCACCAUGAGCAAGCACAACUGCUCGGAGCUCCAGGUCCUGCGCAGUUCGGGUCAGCUGCUCCUGCAGCCCCUUUGGGAUCGUCUGAGGACCUCGGAGGCACUCAUCCAAUCGCCCUUCUUCCCGGUCCUCUUCGCGAUCGUCACCUACCUGGGCUUUUGCCUGCCUUUUGUGGUCUUGGACUUCUUGUGUCCCUGGGUGCCCGCGCUGCGACGCUACAAGAUCCACCCGGACUUUUCGCCGUCUGCACGGCAGCAGCUGCUGCCCUGCCUGUGGCAGACCCUGUACCAGCACCUGGUGUUUGUGUUCCCGAUGACGCUGCUCUACUGGGUCCGCGGCCCCGCUCUGCUGCCGCCCGAAGCCCCGGAGCUGCUGCAGUUCCUGCGCGACGUCCUGCUCUGCUUGCUGCUGUUCGACGCCGAGUUCUUUGCGUGGCAUGUGCUGCACCACAGGGUGCCCUGGCUGUACCGCACCUUCCACAAGGUGCACCACCAGAACGCGUCCCCGUUCGCGCUGGCCACGCAGUACAUGAGCCUCUGGGAGCUGUUUUCCCUGGGCUUCUUUGACUUGAUGAACAUCACGCUGCUCAGGUGCCACCCGCUCACUGUUCUUGCUUUCCACGUGCUCAACCUCUGGCUGUCGGUGGAGGACCACUCCGGCUACGACUUCCCGUGGUCCACGCACAGACUGGUGCCUUUCGGGUGGUAUGGGGGCGUGGCGCACCACGACCUGCAUCACUCUCAGUUUACCUGCAACUUCGCCCCUUACUUCACACACUGGGACAGAAUACUGGGCACCCUGCGGCCGGCACCCCUCCCGGCGUGGUGCUGUGACUCUGAUGGGUGCGCCUCGGACUCCGCGCUUCUGUGCGUGUCACACUUGAAUCAGUAGAAACACUUGAGACUUUUUCUUCCUUUUAGUACUGGUAAUUUAUUAACGGAUGAAAACUGAUAGAUAAAAUCUGCUGUAUUGUCGCAACCAAAGUAAUUUAUACUGUGUCUGUAUGUCAACACGAUUGUAUUCUUUGUGUCAAAUUCUAGCUCAUUUCAAUAGUCUUGAGUCCUGGAUGUAAAUUAGACAUCCAGCAAAGGCAUAUUUAAGUCAUC